AUGCUUUCCACUUCUCUGCUGUGGGCAACAGCACUGCUGCUUCCCCUCGCCUCUGCCCAGAACACCACCUCAGGCCCAGACAAGGAUGGCAAGUACUGGCUGUACGGCACAGGCAUCUCCGCCUCCUUCAUUCCCUACGGCGCGUCAAUCUCGAACCUGAUCAUCAAGGACCAGUACGGUAUCGACCGAGACAUCGUUGCUGGCUUUGACAAUGCUACUUACUACGGCAUUGACAAACAGCACCCCCAUUUUGGUGGUGUGCCCGGUCGUUAUGCCAACCGUAUCAAGAACAGCACCUUCGAGAUCGACGGCGUGGAGUACAAGGUCACCCCCAAUGAGAACCCUACACCAGAGGCGCCCGAGGGAGCAGACACGCUACACGGAGGUACUGAUGGCUGGGAUUGGCGCAACUUCACCGUCGAGUCCUACUCUGAGAACAGCAUCACGUUCAGCAUCUUUGACCCGGAUGGAAAGGAGGGCUUCCCGGGCGAUGUUCUGUCCUACAUCACCUACACUCUGGGAGAUAUGACCUGGGACUUUAAGAUGGUCGCAGUGUCGCUCACAAAGAAGACUCCCAUCAUGCUGAGCUCCCACACGUACUGGAACCUGGACGGCUUUGCGAACAACGAGACCAACACCGCGCUCAACCACACGCUCUACAUGCCAUACAGUGGCCAGCGCGUCGACGUGGACAACAUCCUCAUCCCAACUGGCGACAUCGUUGCAAACCAGCCCGGUUCCGUCAACGACUUCUGGAGCGGCCCGAAGCAGCUCGGCGCAAACCUUACCAGCCCGGAGCUUGUCAACAACUGCGGGUUCAACUGCACGGGAUACGACACCUGCUACCUCGUGAAUCGCGCGCAGAACGGCCCCUAUGACUGGCGCGCGGACGGCGGCUAUGUCGCUUCGCUUGCUUCCGCUUGGUCUGGUAUUCAGGUCGACGUCUACACCGACCAGGACGCCUUCCAAUUCUACAGCUGCAACGGGCAGAAUGGCUCCAUGGCCCUCAAGUCUACGCAGGGCAUCUUCGAUGACGCUGACUUCCCUCGCACCAUCCCCAAGUACGGCUGUUUGGUGAUGGAGGUGGAGGACUACAUAGAUGCCAUUAACCAGCCGGAGUGGCAGAGGGGCAAGAAGCAGAUCUUCGGUCCUGAGGACGAUCCUUACGUUCUGCAGGCGAGCUACAGGUUCAGUGUCAACUGA
Diaporthe amygdali is the source of this 1203-nucleotide messenger RNA. RefSeq names its product ldose 1-epimerase. The record is from RefSeq and is a predicted model, not a curated record. Gene Ontology annotation, molecular function: aldose 1-epimerase activity; carbohydrate binding. The coding region runs from base 1 to 1203 and encodes 400 amino acids. Gene Ontology annotation, biological process: glucose metabolic process; beta-D-galactose catabolic process via UDP-galactose, Leloir pathway. Lineage: Eukaryota; Fungi; Ascomycota; Sordariomycetes; Diaporthales; Diaporthaceae. The transcript has a single exon.